Hevea brasiliensis (rubber tree) is the source of this 679-nucleotide messenger RNA. RefSeq names its product protein argonaute 16-like. The record is from RefSeq and is a predicted model, not a curated record. Gene Ontology annotation, biological process: regulatory ncRNA-mediated post-transcriptional gene silencing. Gene Ontology annotation, cellular component: cytoplasm. Lineage: Eukaryota; Viridiplantae; Streptophyta; Magnoliopsida; Malpighiales; Euphorbiaceae. Bases 113 to 679 code for a protein of 188 amino acids. The transcript is spliced from 4 exons.
ACGCGAUUCCUCAAACGCAGCACGCUCUGUAUUCUUCUUUCCUCCAUUGUCUUCACUCUCUUGGUGACCACUGAAGACCAGAGAAGCCAAAUACACACUGCCUUCACUCUCAAUGGAAGAAGCUGGUGGAUCCUGUCCAAAACCAACGAAACGUUCUAUCAUAGCCAGGCCUGGGUUUGGAAGUAGCGGGCAUCCCAUACCAUUGCUCAGCAACCACUUCAAAGUUUCUGUCAAUGUCACAGAUGUCGUGUUUUACCAGUAUAGUGUUUCUAUUACUGCCGAAGAUAACAGAGUUGGUGAUGAAAAGCAAAAAAUAAUUGAUAGGCUUUGCCAGACGUACUCAUGUGAACUAGCUGGUAAAAGCUUCGCAUAUGAUGGUGAGAAAACCCUCUAUUCAUUGGUUCGUCUGCCACAGUCCUGGAUGGAGUUCACUGUAGUUCCUAAGGAAUCAAUUGCAAAACGUUGCAACGCUGAUGGUGGUCGUAGCUUUGCGGUAACUUGUAAGAGGUCUAAACGUCGUUUGCGGUCAGAGACUUUUAAAGUGGAAAUAGUUUAUGCUGCGAAAAUCCCUUUAAAUUCCCUUGCUCUGUCUUUUCAUGGAAAUGAGACAAAUAAUAAUACUCGAGAUGCUUUAAGAGUGCUGGAUACUAUCUUGAAGAACAGGCAAAGCCGGGGGUGA